Messenger RNA from Tribolium castaneum (red flour beetle), 1163 nucleotides. Its product is annotated as E3 ubiquitin-protein ligase rnf8-B. NCBI's taxonomy places the organism in Eukaryota, Metazoa, Arthropoda, Insecta, Coleoptera, Tenebrionidae. Bases 70 to 1074 code for a protein of 334 amino acids. Gene Ontology annotation, molecular function: nucleic acid binding; zinc ion binding; protein binding. The transcript is spliced from 3 exons. The record is from RefSeq and is a predicted model, not a curated record.
CUUGGUGGGGAACAAAACUCCCUAAAUUUUUCUUGUUUGUUGGUCGGAUGUCAGUUACAAAUCAAAAUAAUGGAAGAAUUUCCGAAAUUAGUGAAUUCGCACGAUGAUUCCGUCAUUACAAUCAACAAUUCAUCCUUCUCAAUCGGGCGAAGCCUCAGCUGUGAUCACAUCAUUGAGUCCCUCGGUGUUUCCCGAUUUCACUGCUUCAUUAAGAAGAACGGCGACCGGUGGACGCUCUUCGACCGGAGCACGAAUGGAACAAUCGUCAACUCCACACUGUACAAAUUCAACCAAAGCACCGAACUGAAGGACGGGGACGUGAUCAAGUUAGGACCCGACAAUUUAGACUUCGUCUUCACUUGUUUUAACCCGCCCAAAAGUAGUGAAUCUCACGCCACGCCUUUAAACGAGCAAGAUUUCAACGCAAUUGAGCGAGAGUUGGAGGUGAUAGACGAGGCGCUUUUGCAGGAGUUGGAGGAGCCCUUUGCUGCCGAGGGCGCGCCUCCGGAGGCCAAGCCCCAGCCGGAGCCCAACUCGGAGGAUGUAGACACAGAGCUCACUUGUAGCAUCUGCUCCGAGCUGUUCAUCAAGGCUGUUACACUGAACUGUUCGCACACGUUUUGCAAGUUUUGCAUCGAUAGGUGGAUGAAGAACAAGUCGAAUUGUCCCAUUUGCCGCAAAUCUAUCACAAAUAUCGCGCCGACUCUAGUCCUUGAUAAUUUUAUCGAGAAGUUUAUUAAAACGCAAAGUGAUGACGUGAAAGAGACGCGGAAAAAUCUAAUCCAGCAGAGGGAGGAGAUGGUUGUUAAUAUGGCGAGUAGUUCGACUAGGUCUCCAGAGGUGGUGGACGUGGAGCCAGGGCGUGUGAUUGAGAUUUAUUCCGAUGAUGAGGAUUAUCUGGAUGUGGAAGAUGAGGAUAGCGAUUACAAUUAUUUAAGUGAUGACCAUGACUAUGAUGUGUAUGAUUGUUACCCGGAUAGGCCCAGGGGGAGGUAUUAUGGGGGCUAUGGGAGGUGCUUUAUUUGCAACCAGGCCGGGCAUUGGGCCAACAGUUGCCCCUUCAAGAGGCUAUGAAAUGUGUAAUUUUGGUAGUUGUCUAAUUAAAUCAUAAAAUGUUUGUUUUUUUUCUAUUAUCUUGCUAAAUACAAUUAUGUUUUUUUGUA